AGUGAACCAAUCACCUGAGGCUGACCUGAGAAAUGGAGGGAAUAUUGAUGAUGUUUGCAGUAUUUGGGUGAAAUCCAUCUGAGAAACCAGCGGAGGACCUCUGGAAGAAGUUGAGGUCUCUAUGACACGUAGCAGACAGCAAGGGCGUGUGAUGCAGCCCCCUCAGCCUCAUCAGUCAGUCUAUCAACAGCCAAGCAGCAUGGAGAUAACAACACUGUGUGCUAUUGUUGCUGCUCUGAAAAUCAUCCCCAACAGAACUCAGUUCUUUCAAUAUGAUUCUGUCUCUCUGAGCUGUGGGGAGCAUGGAGACUCCUCCAAAUGGACAGUUAAGAGGAACACAUCCCAACACUUAAACGCAGAGUGCUGGACAAAAACAAAUGAAUCCCACUGCUUCAUCGAUGGCAUAUACCCGUCUGACAGUGGAGUGUACUGGUGUGAGUCAGGAGCAGGAGAGUGCCAUGAUGCUGUCAACAUCACUGUGACUGCUGGCUCUGUGAUCCUGGAGAGUCCAGUCCUUCCUGUGCAGGAGGGAGAAGCUGUGACUCUGCUCUGCACAAAUAUGGUAAAAUCAUCGUCCAACCUCACAGCUGAAUUUUAUAGAGAUGGUCUCCACAUCGGGAGCAGCUCUACAGGACACAUGACCAUCCACAGUGUUUCUAAAUCUGAUGAAGGUCUCUACAAGUGUAACAUCUCCGGAGCUGGACAAUCACCAGACAGCUGGCUGGCUGUCAGAGAAGCUGAGCAUCAUGAAUCUUUUCUUCCGCCCCUGUCACACAUUCUGCUUCCUGUGGUUGGCGUCUGCCUCUUACUGGCAUCUGUGAUGCUGUUCUGCCUACGGCGGAGACACAAAGAUGAAUUCGAUCCUGAUGUGUCGUACACUGACGUCACCAUCACCGAGGUGCAGCAACCAAAGAGGUACAAAGAAAUGGAUGCCACAUCAACUGUCUACUCAACAGUCAUACCAAGAGCCACCUGACAGAAACAGCAGAACCAAUGUUGAAAUCUAUUAAGAUUUUAUAUAUGUAUUUUAUUUAUGUAUUAAAUAAAUGUUCCAUGUCUUUUUAUAGAAAACACAGUGAAUUAGUAGUUUAUUGAUAAUUGUUGUCCGCUUUGUGUCUCACCUGAACAAGUUUGUAUUUUUGUAUUCUCAAUUUCUAACAUUUGCACUAAUAAACUAAACCUCAUCCACUUCACCAACAGGUGAAUAAGGUGUUGUAGUUGAACAAAUAAACAUGCUGGGAAACUUAGCCAAAAAUUUACAUAAAUAGAAAUGCACACAUGUUUUAAACCUGAGAGUAGACAAUGAAACAGAGAGCUCAGUGUCUGUUUCAGCUGUGGUAUCACUCACCUCUCAACACACCUACAGUAUCUGUUUUUCCAUGAGUGGGUGUAUAGUUUCAAAUUCUUUGCAAUCCUUUGAAUCUUAUUUUUAGGAGGACGAAGUAUCUAUUUAUAUAGUGUUAACUAUUUAUAACCUGUGAACAGAUAAUUCCUCACACCUUUGCCAAUGAUUUACUCCACUUCCUGUUUGACGUCAGCUGAUCAACACAGUCUAUUAGGCUUUAAUUUUGAUCAUGUUUCGUACACUUUUUAACACAAAUAAUCAUUGUGUCAACAUGGAUUGACAGUAUCUGCCUCACAUUAACAUGUAGGUAUUAAAAUUAUUGUGAAACAACAUUGUUAUAGAAAUCUUGAGCUUGUCUUGUAAUUAUACCUCCUGUUCAUACUGACCAUUAGAAGAUCCCUUCAUAAUGUACUUACAAUGGAGUGAUGGGGGACAAAA
Messenger RNA from Thunnus maccoyii (southern bluefin tuna), 1783 nucleotides. Its product is annotated as low affinity immunoglobulin gamma Fc region receptor II-c-like. Gene Ontology annotation, biological process: cell surface receptor signaling pathway. The record is from RefSeq and is a predicted model, not a curated record. The transcript has 8 exons. Lineage: Eukaryota; Metazoa; Chordata; Actinopteri; Scombriformes; Scombridae. Gene Ontology annotation, molecular function: transmembrane signaling receptor activity. The coding region runs from base 122 to 976 and encodes 284 amino acids.